CACAACUCUUAUAAACACAGGUGGCGCCUGGGCACUGGACAUUACACUAUCUAGCUGCGUCUAAUCGCAUACCCAGGAUGUGUGACAAAACGGUACUACGAUCUCUAGUGGUGGCGGUGGUGGUCGCCUGCGCGGUCGCGAGGCCAGAGCCUCCGACGUCGUAUGGCGCCCCCUCCCAGUCCUAUAGUGCUCCCUCAUCGUCUUACGGUGCUCCCUCAUCAUCGUAUGGUGCUCCCGCGCCACAGUACGGACCGCCCCAACAGCCCAUAGUACAUAAGCAUGUUUACGUGCACGUCCCACCUCCAGACAACGACAUUCCUCAACCCCGCAAACCAAUCUGGGUGCCACCUCCUCAGAAACAUUACAAGAUAGUGUUCAUCAAGGCGCCGACUCCACCCACCCCUACUGCGCCUGUCAUUCCUGUGCAGCCUCAGAAUGAGGAGAAGACUCUCGUCUACGUGUUGGUGAAGAAACCCGAGGAGCAGCCCGACAUUGUCAUCCCGACACCGGCGCCUACGCAGCCCUCAAAACCAGAGGUUUACUUCAUCAGAUACAAGACACAGAAACAGGAAGGUUAUCCGGAAUCUCCCAAGCCCGAGUACGGCCCUCCCGCUUCAGCUCCAUCGUCAGAAUACGGUGCUCCUUAAGGCGACCUCUUUGGACGAUUAUAAACCAGCUGCCCAUUUGUAGUGCUCGACCGGCUCGUUCACACCCUCUAUCUUAGUAACCAUGUUAUUUCGGUAACCUGUUUAACUAAAGUUUUUAUUGAUUAAAUAUAUGUACCUACUAGGAAUACCAAAGCUAUAAACUAUGAAGGUCUACCCGCUAUAAUCUCCGCAAUGGAGAUGGUGUGGUAGACUCUGGAACGGCUUGCUCAUUAGCUUCUGUGAGAUGAGUUUUGACGUCAAAUAUAAUAAUAUGUAUCUAUAAAUUUUCUUAUAGCAAACGGCAUUUUCGCAACAUUUUGUGUUUUUCCGUUUAAAUCUGAGGCGAAGAUGCCGCUUUCUAUGACCGAAUGACGACCAGCGUGUAAACAAGGCAUUAUUAUUUAUAGAUUAAUUAACUAGAAUAUUUUUGCAUUAGUGCCUUCGUUCUAUAAUCAAAGAAAAACGUAUAGAACCUCAAAAUUCUAGAGAAGUCGGCCGAGAUCUGUGAUGGCAGCAAUCUGGCGUUGCGCCAAACCGUACUGCAACUCGUAUUAUUACAUCAAAUUGAUGUGAAUGUUUGUAAAUAUAUUAUUUUUAUAUGAUUAAAAUGUUUUAUAAUAAUUAA
This is a messenger RNA of Helicoverpa armigera (cotton bollworm), 1272 nucleotides long. RefSeq lists its product as uncharacterized. The record is from RefSeq and is a predicted model, not a curated record. The coding region runs from base 78 to 647 and encodes 189 amino acids. The transcript is spliced from 3 exons. NCBI's taxonomy places the organism in Eukaryota, Metazoa, Arthropoda, Insecta, Lepidoptera, Noctuidae.